Messenger RNA from Carassius auratus (goldfish), 3188 nucleotides. Its product is annotated as A disintegrin and metalloproteinase with thrombospondin motifs 5. The coding region runs from base 217 to 2808 and encodes 863 amino acids. Gene Ontology annotation, molecular function: metalloendopeptidase activity. Gene Ontology annotation, cellular component: extracellular matrix. Gene Ontology annotation, biological process: proteolysis; extracellular matrix organization. Lineage: Eukaryota; Metazoa; Chordata; Actinopteri; Cypriniformes; Cyprinidae. The transcript is spliced from 8 exons. The record is from RefSeq and is a predicted model, not a curated record.
UCUCUCUCUUUCUCUCUCUGGUGCUUUUAAGAGGAAACUUUGUGUUUUGUUCUCCAAGUUCACUUUAGUUCUCGCUCGUCUCUCGUGCUGCCUCCGUGACGCGUGCGAUGCGCGCCGGGACUCGUGCAUCAGUGCAGCUCCAGAUCGGUUUACAGCUGAGUCUCGGAUCGUAAUGUUUCCCAAAGUUUUCUGCACCGGACUGAACUACAUGGAAUAAUGUGGCGGAUCAUUUUGCUGUGUUGCGCUCUGGAGGGGUGCGCUGCGCUCCGUCCACCUGCGAACGCGUCUCUCCUCGCACCUGUCCGAGGCGUCGUGCGCACCGUGGACCGGAUUUAUCACGGAGGAGGGAAGGCGGGUUAUCUUCUCUACAUGGACGAGCAGCGCUUUCAGCUGGAUAUGGAGCGGGAUGAGUCUGUACUGUCUCAGCACCUCGGGUUGAACGCAGACGCAGAGCGUUUGCAGCCGCGUCGGGAAUGCGUUUACCGCGGCACCGUCAACUCAAACGCGGAGUCGCUCGCGCUUUUCAAUCUGUGCGGCGGAGGACUCGACGGGUUUUUCGCAGUGGAUGACGCGCGGUACACCGUCACCCGAGCCGACGCGACGCGCGCUCUCUACUAUUACACGCGCGAGAGCUUCGGUUUCGAAGCGAUGCCCGCGCGGCACAGCUGUGGCACGCGCGACCGCAAAGCGCGGAACGCGCGUAGGCAGUUCGCGAAGCGCGACGCGCUGACGCGACGCAAGCGCUCCGUGUCCCGCGCGCGGCACGUGGAGCUGCUGCUGGUCGCUGACGCGUCCAUGACGAAGAAGUACGGGAAGGACCUGCACCAUUACCUGUUGACGCUCGCGUCCAUCGCGUCCAAACUCUACGGCCACGCCAGCAUCGAGAACCCCAUCCGCCUGUCCGUGGUUAAAGUGGCGAUCCUGUCCGAGCACGAGAAGGGCAUCGACGUGUCCAAGAACGCGGCCGCGACGCUCAAGAGCUUCUGUAAAUGGCAGAAUCAGCAGAACCCUCUGGAUGACGACCACCAGCAUCACCACGACGCGGCGAUCCUCUUCACCAGGCAGGAUCUGUGCGGUCACCACUCGUGUGAUACUCUCGGGAUGGCUGAUGUGGGGACUGUGUGUUCACCGGAGCGGAGCUGUGCAAUCAUCGAGGACGACGGGCUACACGCCGCAUUCACCGUGGCACACGAGAUCGGGCACCUGCUGGGUCUGUCCCAUGACGACUCUAAGUUCUGUGAGGAGCGUUUCGGCUCCAGUGAAGAUAAGCGGCUGAUGUCGUCCAUCCUGACGUCCAUCGACGCGUCCAAACCCUGGAGCCGCUGCACCUCCGCCACCAUCACGGACUUCUUCGACGACGGAAACGCCGAGUGUCUGCUGGACGCUCCUCGUCUCCCUCUCUUGGGUCCGGAGGAGCUGCCGGGUCAGAGAUACGAUGCGGUGCAGCAGUGCCGUCUGGCCUUCGGUCCGGAGUACACCGUGUGUCCCGGGAUGGACGUGUGCGCGCGUCUGUGGUGCGCCGUCAUCAGGAAGGGACAGAUGGUGUGUCUGACCAAGAAGCUUCCGGCCGUGGAGGGAACGCCGUGUGGGAAGGGCCGGAUCUGUCUGCAGGGCAAAUGUGUGGACAAAACCCGAAAGAGACACUACUCGACGUCGAAUCACGGCAGCUGGAGCUCCUGGGGUCCGUGGGGUUCGUGUUCUCGGACGUGUGGCGGUGGUGUCCAGUUUGCACACCGUCUCUGUAACAACCCUCCUCCCCGAAACAACGGCCGCUACUGCACCGGGAAGAGAGCCGUGUACCGCUCCUGCAGCGUCACGCCGUGCCCUUCAGCCGGGAAGAGUUUCCGUCAGGAGCAGUGUGAGCUGCGUAACGGCCCUCAGACGGACCCUAAAGGAGUCAAGACCUUCGUGGAAUGGGUGCCGAAGUUCGCCGGCGUGCUUCCCAAAGACAUGUGCAAACUCACCUGCAGGGCCAAAGGGACGGGAUACUACGUGGUGUUCUCACAGCGGGUGGUUGAUGGGACGGAGUGCCGGCCGUUCAGCAGUUCGGUGUGUGUGAAGGGGAAGUGUGUUCGCACCGGCUGCGACGGGAUCAUCGGCUCUAAACUUCAAUACGACAAGUGCGGCAUCUGCGGCGGCGACGGAGACAGCUGCAUCAGAGUGGCUGGAAACUUCACCAAGAAGAGUAAGGGCUACACAGAUGUGGUGAAGGUUCCCGAGGGUUCGACGCACCUGAAGGUCAGACAGUACAAAGCCAAAGGCCAGUCGCGCUUCACAGCGUAUCUAGCUCUGCGGCGGCCCGGAGGAGAAUACCUGCUCAACGGGAAGUUCAUGAUCUCCACGUCUGAGAACAUCAUCCCCCUCAACGGCUCCGUUCUCAACUACACCGGCUGGAGUCAGCGGGACGAUGCCUUCCACAGCAUGGGCCCCGGGGCCCUUCAGGAAAGCCUGGUGGUGCAGAUUCUGGCCACGGAUGCUAAGAAACCACUGGACAUCCGCUACAGCUUCUUCAUGCCGCGCAAAAUGCCGCUUCCACCGCGAACGGUUGUAGCGACCUCGGGAACCGUCGCGGCACUGUCCUCGGCAGAGAUUGUGACGUCUACAACCGAGGUUCCUGCGACGACGACGACGGCACCCACGGGGCCACGCUGGGUGACGGGUUCGUGGAUGACGUGCUCCAGAACUUGUGAUACGGGUUGGCAGAGUCGCACGGUGCAAUGCAAGGACCCUCAGGGGAAGCUGUCCAAGAGCUGCCUGCUCAGCGCCCGGCCGUCGACCUUCAAACACUGCCUGAUUAAAAAAUGUUGAGGACCCCUCAAUCAGUCGAACUUCCUGACGGAGCUUCGUGAAGCACGUAGACUGAACCGUUGCAGUUGCGUUCCGAUCACUGUGGGAUUCUGCUAGCGUUCACAGUCGUGAUGCGUUGUGACUCUGGAGCUUUGGCUCUAGCCUUGAAUGUGGUCAUGUUCAGCCACGCCCCUUUGGACAAGCCACGCCCCUUCAUUCAAAUGACACGCCCCUUGAGUUCACACUGGCAGUGAUUUAAAGCAUUUCUGUAGUGUUUGAGGCUCUGGCUUCGAAUGAGUCAAUGUUCAGCCACGCCCCUUUUGACAAAGCCACGCCCUAAAUCCAAACAACAUGCUUCUUGAGUUCAAAAAGUUUCGAAAACAUUUAGAAAACCGAACGUU